Trichoplax adhaerens is the source of this 1470-nucleotide messenger RNA. RefSeq lists its product as uncharacterized. Gene Ontology annotation, cellular component: mitochondrion; cytosol. The transcript is spliced from 15 exons. Bases 1 to 1470 code for a protein of 489 amino acids. Lineage: Eukaryota; Metazoa; Placozoa; Uniplacotomia; Trichoplacea; Trichoplacidae. Gene Ontology annotation, biological process: cellular response to oxidative stress; glutathione metabolic process; cell redox homeostasis. The record is from RefSeq and is a predicted model, not a curated record. Gene Ontology annotation, molecular function: thioredoxin-disulfide reductase (NADPH) activity; glutathione-disulfide reductase (NADPH) activity; flavin adenine dinucleotide binding.
AUGCAUUCAGAAUAUUCUUAUGACCUGAUAGUUGUCGGUGGCGGUUCAGGAGGAUUAGCGUGCUCCAAGGAAGCUGCUGAACAAGGACUUACAGUAGCCCUUCUGGAUUUUGUUAAACCAACUCCCUUAGGCUGCUCUUGGGGUCUCGGAGGAACAUGUGUUAACGUUGGAUGUAUACCGAAAAAAUUAAUGCACCAGGCGUCUUUGUUAGGAGAGUCAAUUCAUGAUGCAAGCCACUAUGGCUGGGAAAUAAAUGAAAACUGUUCUCACAGUUGGGAAAAAAUGAAAGAUAAUGUUCAAAAUCACAUUGGCUCAAUAAAUUUCGGGUACAGAGUUCAAUUAAGAGAUCGAAAAGUAAAAUAUUUGAAUGCUUACGGCACUUUAGUUGAUCCUCACACCAUAAAGGCUGUUGAUAGACGUGGUAAAGAAACUUUAUUAACUGCUAAAAACUUCGUAAUAUCUAGCGGUUGCCGCCCACGUUACCCAGAUAUUCCUGGAGCGAAGGAACAUUGUGUAACCAGCGAUGAUCUUUUCUCUUUGGAGAAGUGUCCUGGCAAAACUCUUGUGAUCGGGGCAUCAUAUGUUGCUCUGGAAUGUGCCGGUUUUCUGGCUGGGUUAGGAUUAGAUGUAACUGUCAUGGUUAGAUCUAUUUUAUUACGUGGUUUUGACCAGGAUAUGGCAGAAAGAGUUGGAAAGUACAUGAAAGACAUCGGAAUCAAAUUUAUUCGACCAGCAGUACCACUUAGUGUUGAGGCUAUUACGAUGAACGAUGGAAAAAAGGUAUUAAAUGUAAAUUACACCAUGCUAGAUAAUGGAAACAAGGCUCAAGAUAAGUUUGACACGGUUCUGCUAGCAAUAGGACGUGAUCCAUGCACCGUAAAUAUAGGAUUAGAUAAUGCUGGUGUAGUGGUUGAAAAGAAUGGCUAUAUCAAAACAGUCAAUGAACAGACGAAUGUGCCCAGCAUUUAUGGUAUUGGAGAUAUUCUAUACGAUAAGCCGGAAUUGACCCCGGUAGCAAUCCAUGCCGGUCGCCUGUUAGCUAAACGACUGAGUGGUGUAUCGACUCAACAAUGUGACUACGAUAGUAUUCCAACCACAAUUUUUACGCCUCUUGAGUAUUCAUGUUGUGGUUUAUCUGAAGAAGUAGCUAUUGAAAAACUAGGAGAUGACGUGGAGGUAUAUCAUGCGCAAUUUAUGCCCUUAGAAUGGACUAUUCCACAUCGCGAUGAAAAUAGCUGCUACCUAAAGUUGAUCUGCAACAAAAGAGAUCAGGAGCGGGUUAUAGGAAUACAUAUUUUAGGCCCUAACUCUGGAGAAGUCAUGCAAGGAUUUGCUACAGCUAUGAAAUGUGGGGCUACGAAGGCUCAUUUUGAUGAUACAGUAGGAAUCCAUCCAACAAACGCAGAGUGGUUUACGACUCUAAGGAUCACACGUCGUUCAGGUCAAGACGUUAAAGUAACUGGCUGCUGA